Messenger RNA from Papilio polytes (common Mormon), 2755 nucleotides. RefSeq names its product homeobox protein caupolican-like. Gene Ontology annotation, molecular function: DNA-binding transcription factor activity, RNA polymerase II-specific; RNA polymerase II cis-regulatory region sequence-specific DNA binding. Gene Ontology annotation, cellular component: nucleus. The transcript has 4 exons. Gene Ontology annotation, biological process: cell development; regulation of transcription by RNA polymerase II; neuron differentiation. The coding region runs from base 493 to 1068 and encodes 191 amino acids. NCBI's taxonomy places the organism in Eukaryota, Metazoa, Arthropoda, Insecta, Lepidoptera, Papilionidae. The record is from RefSeq and is a predicted model, not a curated record.
UGCGGACAGUCGGUCGGCGGGAAAUCGCGGCCGCCCAUGGUAGGCGUGCGACGCCGAGUCGCGAGAGAGGGACGCGGGUAGGCGGGCGGCGUGAGUGCGAGAGGGAGGGCGGCGGCGAGGGCGUGCGGCCUCGCGAGCCGCCGCACACUCCUGUUCCGGUCGCGUCGACGGGCGGCCGGGAACCCGCGCCUCGCCACACUGACUACUCUCGCGCUGUUUACACCGACUUUUCCCAGUGCGUGCCUCUCGUGCCCGCUCCUGCGGCACGUGAUAGGCCGCUGCCGUUUUUUCCCGCUCGUUCACCUCAGUGACAGCCGAAGUCGUUGACGACUCUUCCCGCCACUUUCAAAUAAAAAGUGCGCACCGUUUGGCGCGAAAUGCUGGCUCGCAACCCGCCAAAGAUUAUCAGUGGCAACUAAUAAUCCUCUGCUGUGAAGAUUAAGUUGUGAUUUUCGGUUCGGGUUCCUCUGGUUAGGUGUUGAUUCUAAAAAAAUGGAUGACUGGGAGCGACACGUGACUCCGUUGCUACAAGACAUGGGCUGCUCAAACGAGGAGGCCCAAGAUGACUUCUUUAACCAACAGGAUCUGUUGGUCGGCGGAGGCAGCGGCAACGGCGGCGCGGCCACGUCGCCGGACGGGGGCUCCAGCUCAGCGCCCCCGCUGUCUCCGGGCGGGUCGGGCGUCGCGGGCGGCGCACUCUCGCCUGGCGCCGGCAGCCACGCCAGCACGCCGGCCGCCUCCUGCUGCGACACGCCGAGACCCAUCAUCACCGACCCGGUCUCGGGCCAGACCGUCUGCUCCUGCCAGUACGACGGCGCCCGCCUCGCCCUCAGCUCCUACCCGCGACUCUCCAGCGCAGCAGUCGGCGUCUACGGAACGCCCUACCCAUCGACGGACCAGAACCCAUAUCCGAGCAUCGGAGUUGAUAGCUCUGCCUUCUAUUCUCCGCUGAGUAACCCAUAUGCGUUAAAAGAGGGCGGCGGAGAGAUGUCGGCUUGGACGUCUGCGGGCCUGCAACCCUCUGGCGGCUACUACCCCUACGACCCCACGCUAGCUGCUUACGGGUAAAGCACGUGCAAACUGGGUCGCCGCUUUGCCCACCAACCCUUAGGGACUAUCGAAUUUUCAUUGUGGCAAAAGUGUUUGUUUCCUUUAUAAGAUCUAUUUUUGUUUUCGAGAUAUGUUUGUCAAAUUCUCUAUCGCGAAGUUAAUAAAAACAUUUGUAAAGUUUAAUUUCUAUUAAUGAUUUUGAUAGACAUAUUUUGACAUAGUUUUACUUUCUGUAUUAUAAAAAUAUUUCGUUAAAUUGUACUUAAAUUGUGUUAAUUGUGGUUCGAACAUCGACAGUUGUAAUUAGUACUUAAAAAUCAUUGUACGAAAUCAACGUUGCUCAGUAUUUUUAUAGAUUUAAGAAUAUUACGGAGUUAUUAUCCAAAUUAUAUAAAAAAAAUAAGUACACGGAAUGCGCAAUUAAAAAUAAGUGGAAACGAAAUUAGUUAUUGGAUUUAGUAAAUUAUAGUAAAUAUUAUAUUCCGCAAAGGAUUUUUUUAAGUUAAGUUAAUAUUCUAUGAUUUCAUUUAGUUUCGUUCUUCCAACUUUGUUUUGUUAGUAAAGUUUAUCGGCACACUACUCAAUAGUUAACGAGUAUGUUCGUUUUGAUAGUAGUUAGUGUACGUUAUAGACGUAGGCAAAGAAUCACUAAGUUUUACACACUACACACAAGUAGAAAGUUUUAUAUUAUAAUCAUGAGUCACACCAGCCAUGUGUUUAUUUUUGACCGACUUCCCAAAAGAAGGAGGUAAUCAAUUCGUCUGUAUGUUUUUUUUUGUUAAUAUCUAAUUCGAUGAAACGAAUAAUUAUUGUCGAUUCCUAAAUAUUAUUGUUGUCCCUGUACAUAUAAUAAAAAGUUUUGUAGAUUUUCUAUUUUUAGUUUCACAAAAUGUGUACAAAGUAAUAACUAUUUUUUUUUUUGCAAUUUCAAAGUUGUUUAAAGAAUAUCGGAAAAUAUUAUAAAUAUUGUUUUUAAAAGUAUUAUUAGAAUACCUGUAAAUAAAAUAUAUUCUCGAUAAUACAUUAUUUUCAAAUCUUACGCAAUCCGUUUUAAUUGUAAUACGAAUUAAAAAUCUAAAUAUAGCAAUAUUGUAGCCGUGAAAGGUGUAUUUUGAAAAUGCAAUUCAAAUUUAUAUUUAAACGUGGUCAUAAUCUUUCCAAUGAGAACUGCUUAGUGUAAUUUGGUUGAUUUUUUUUAAACAAAAUUGUCACUGCGACUCACAUACAUGGAUUGUGGGUAACACUUGUUUCCUCGAAGCAAACCUGUUUAACAUCGGAACAAGAUGAGAAUUUGACCCUCCUAAGACCUUUCGGGUUCUAACAGGUAGUGUUAACAGUUUGAAAUUGUCAAAUCGCCACAUAAAUUUCACAGAUGCUUGUUUUAUUUAAACAAAAGAUGCACAUAUGUACAUCAUUUGAUAAUAGAUUUUUUAAGAUAAUUUAUUUAUCAUAAUAAUUAAGGUAUCUUCGUAGCAAUAAAUAUCUGGUUUUACACUGUAGGGUUGCAUUUUGUUUAGUUUUUUAUCCCAUUGCAAUUGUAGACCGCUAUACAAGUUCAUAUGAUGUUAUAAAGCAAUAUAUCAGAGGCUGGUCAUUAACAUUAUGAAUAACCGCUCGUUUAAAUGUGACCAAAUCGAAUACAUUCGCUUAAUAAUAAAUGUUCUAUAUAGAAUAUGUAACUUAAUAAUUAUGAGUAAAAUUAUGU